AUGGCUUCUCCAAUUUUCUAUCAUAUCAUUGAUGAUUUAUUUGGACGAAUGGGUUCCAACAACUCCCAUUACUAUACAGGAAAGCCUCAUGUGGUGAAUGGUCCUCCCCAUUCUUUCCCUCUUUUUAUGGGAAGUGAUGAAAGUGCUCCAUCCCGAAGAAUUAAUUGGCAUUGGGAAGAUACCUCCAUUAUACUCAUUUCAGCUCUUGUUUUAUUCAUCAUCAGACGUUUAGUCAUUGAGAGAAUUGUUGCACUCGUUAAAUUUAUUGCAGGAAGAAGAAGAACGAAACACAAUCAAGAUCCUAAAGCAUUGAGAAGAGUUGAAGAAAAUGCUUGGUUUGCUCUCUAUUAUAUUUGUUCAUCCAUUGCUGGAGUUUUAAUUUUAAAAGAUACACCUUGGUUUUGGGAUUUUGCUCACUUGGUGUAUGGAUAUCCUGAAGAGCAUACAGGAUAUGAAUAUUCAAAUGUGAGAUUGUAUUUACUCAUUGGAGGUGGAUUUUAUGCUCAAGCACUUGUUACUUUAUUAUUUAUUGAUGAAAAGUUGAAAGAUUUUCUUGAAAUGUUGAUCCAUCAUUUUGUGACCAUUGCGUUGAUUGUUUUUUGCAUUACUUCUCACUAUCAUCGUAUUGGAACAUUGGUUUUAAUUUUACAUGACAUUGUUGAUAUAUUCCUUUACUCUGCCAAAGCCUUCAAACACAUGGGUGUUGGAUUUAUUACGGAAGUGUUGUUUGUUUUGUUUGUAAUUAGUUACUUUUUAUUAAGGUUAAUGUAUUUGCCAUAUCUCAUUUAUAGGGCAUUUGAGAAUUUCCAAGGAUGGGAUUAUCCUUCUCGUUACUAUAUGGUGAGAUUUGUUCAAGAUGCCAUCUAUCCAUUGGAAGUGAGUGAUUAUGGUGUUUGUGCAUUCAAAUAUUGUUUGAGCACGUAUUGGUUAUUGGUUGCUUUGUUGGUGGUUUUAGUGUUUCUUCAUAUUUUCUGGUUCUCAUUGAUUUCAAAGAUUAUUUUCAGAAAGUUGGCUGGAAAGGACUUGAGCGAUAUUCGAGAAGAUGAUGAGAAAGAGAGUGAUCAUGAAGAGAGUGAUGAUGCAGCAGCGAUAAAAUCUAUCCACACUUCCAAGAAGAAGAAACAAGACUAG
Molecule: messenger RNA, 1131 nt
Organism: Naegleria lovaniensis
Lineage: Eukaryota; Heterolobosea; Eutetramitea; Acrasida; Naegleriidae
Exons: 1
Coding region: 1-1131 (376 amino acids)
Biological process (GO): ceramide biosynthetic process
Cellular component (GO): endoplasmic reticulum; membrane
Molecular function (GO): sphingosine N-acyltransferase activity
Source: RefSeq, a predicted model, not a curated record